AUGGCCCGCAAACUCACCAAGCCCUCCGCCACAUCCUCCCCCACAGCAACCACCAGCACCACAUCCCACCCGACGGCGGCAGCAGCAGCAGCGACGACGACACCGGGCCUGCCCCGAAUCCUCACCGACGCCAAGCCCCUCCCGCGCCUCGUCGUCUUCGACCUCGACUACACCCUCUGGCCCUUCUGGGUCGACACGCACGUCUCCCCGCCCCUGCGCGCGCAGCAGGCCGCGCCGCAGACGUCCGCGGCCCUCGACCGCACGGGCGAGUCCUUCGCCUUCUACGACGACAUCCCACUGACGCUGCACGCGCUGUCCCGCGCCGGCGUGAGGCUCGGCGUCGCGAGCCGCACCCACGCGCCCGACCUCGCGCGCGACAUGCUCAAGCUGCUGUACGUCCCGCCCGCCAGCGCCGUCCUGCCGCCCGCGCACGAAGCAGUGCUGCUCCCGGACAGGUCCGCGGGAGCGGGAGGAGGAAACAGUAGCAGUAGCAGUGGCAGUGGCAGUGGCAGUGGCAGUAGUAGUAGUAAAAAGGACGGCAAGCCGCGCCGCGCGCUCGACUUCUUCGACGGCGGGAUGGAGAUCUACCCCGGCAGCAAGAUCCGGCACAUGGAGAGCCUGCAGAAGCGCAAUGGCGGCGCGGGCGUCGCGUUCGCCGACAUCCUCUUCUUCGACGACGAGAGCCGCAACCGCGACGUCGAGACGCUCGGGGUGACCAUGUGGCUGGUGCGCGACGGCGUGUCGUGGGACGAAGUCGAGAAGGGCAUCCGCGAGUGGCGGCGGCGGAGGGGCGUUGUCUGA
Thyridium curvatum is the source of this 801-nucleotide messenger RNA. RefSeq lists its product as uncharacterized. The transcript has a single exon. Gene Ontology annotation, molecular function: acid phosphatase activity. Bases 1 to 801 code for a protein of 266 amino acids. Lineage: Eukaryota; Fungi; Ascomycota; Sordariomycetes; Thyridiales; Thyridiaceae. The record is from RefSeq and is a predicted model, not a curated record.